Messenger RNA from Aedes aegypti (yellow fever mosquito), 1555 nucleotides. RefSeq names its product nuA4 complex subunit EAF3 homolog (gene MRG15). The record is from RefSeq and is a predicted model, not a curated record. The transcript is spliced from 3 exons. Lineage: Eukaryota; Metazoa; Arthropoda; Insecta; Diptera; Culicidae. Gene Ontology annotation, biological process: regulation of DNA-templated transcription; chromatin organization. The coding region runs from base 227 to 1387 and encodes 386 amino acids. Gene Ontology annotation, cellular component: NuA4 histone acetyltransferase complex; nucleus.
CAGAAAUAAACAAAACACUUGACCGAGGGGUGAUUCAACGAUUUUUUGGGAGAGGAAAGCUUUCUCGCAUAGAGCUGCCCGAUAUCGCGUCGUGUGAGAAAAAGAAGCGCUGAAAGCUGUCACGAAUCAAAACAAAACAGUGGUGAUUUGUUUUCAGAAAGAUCGUGAAUUCUGAUCAGCUUUCCGUGAAAUUUGGAAAAGAUUAUAUCCUGAUUGUGCUGCAAAAAUGCCUCCAAAGUUGAAAUUUACCGAAGGUGAGAAGGUUCUCUGCUUUCAUGGGCCGCUAAUCUACGAAGCCAAAAUGCUGAAAAGUAUGGUCAUGAAGGACAAGCAAGUUAAAUAUUUCAUUCAUUACGCCGGUUGGAAUAAAAAUUGGGACGAGUGGGUACCGGAGAAUCGCGUUUUGAAAUACAACGAGGCCAAUGUUCAGCGCCAGAAGGAAGUUACCAAGCUGCACUCAUCGCUGGCGGCAAAAAAUAAAAAGGCCAACGUAAAGGCUAAGAAAGCAGAUACCAGCACUGGAGGUUCUUCGAGCAAAGACAGCGAUUCGCGAGCGUCGACUCCCUCCAAAGAAAUUGCCAAGGAAAAGGAACCACUUACCACGGCAACUCCCGGAACGGUAACUCCGACUGUAUCUGGAUCGAGUACCACUUCAAGCACAGCGUCCACUAGUCGUGGUAGAUCUUCGACUAAGGCGAGCACGACUCCAGCUGUUCCGGCUAAGGAUAAGUCGGAAGAGAAAGAAACGCCGGCCACAGAGAAACGCAAAUCGGAGGACGGUGGGGAAGGACCAGCCUCCUCCCGGAAGAAACGCGGUCGAAGUGAUACCACUUCCUCUAACGUGGAAUCCGAAGACCAGUUCGUUUCCAAAGUGGAAGUAAAAAUCAAAAUCCCCGAUGAGUUGAAGCCAUGGCUGGUGGACGAUUGGGAUGCAAUUUCCAGACAGAAUAAGCUAGUUGAGUUGCCCUGUAAAACGACCGUCCACGAAAUUGUAGACAACUACGUUCAGUACAAAAAGUCCAGCAAAGCUUCAACGGCCACGAAAGAAAACGCCGUACAAGACAUAGCCAACGGUAUCAUCGAGUAUUUCAACGUCAUGCUCGGAUCGCAGCUGUUGUACAAAUUCGAACGUCCGCAGUAUGCCGAGAUGAUUCAGAACCACCCAGGAGUUCCGAUGGCCAAGAUCUACGGGGCUUUCCACCUGCUGCGUCUGUUCGUGAAGCUCGGUUCGAUGUUGGCGUUCACGGCAUUGGACGAGAAGGCCGUCCAGACGCUGAUCGGACACAUUCAGGACUUCCUGAAGUAUUUGGUCAAGAACAGCGCAACGCUGUUCAACAUGCAACAGUACGUCAACACCAGUCCGGAGUACCACCGGAAGGCGCAAUGAUUUGGAAUGAAUUUGCUGCGGCGCCGGUUCGAAUUGGAUGAAUGAAUUUUAUGUAUUAAGAAUAUCGACUUUCUUAUGUUAAGAUCAAGACUGUGUAGUACUGUUUAGCAUUAACACAUCAAUGUCAAAUUUUAUUUUGAGCUACAAAAUAUAAUAUGGGAUAUUGAA